This is a messenger RNA of Galeopterus variegatus (Sunda flying lemur), 870 nucleotides long. RefSeq names its product tumor necrosis factor receptor superfamily, member 13C (gene TNFRSF13C). Gene Ontology annotation, biological process: T cell costimulation; tumor necrosis factor-mediated signaling pathway; B cell costimulation. The transcript has 7 exons. Gene Ontology annotation, molecular function: signaling receptor activity. The record is from RefSeq and is a predicted model, not a curated record. Gene Ontology annotation, cellular component: external side of plasma membrane. Lineage: Eukaryota; Metazoa; Chordata; Mammalia; Dermoptera; Cynocephalidae. Bases 1 to 870 code for a protein of 289 amino acids.
AUGGGCUGCAGGUCCGAAUGGGAGGGUGGCCUGAGGCUCCAGGAGGAGAUGCCCCUCUGCUGGGCCUACAAGCUGCCCGGGCCCUGCUCUCGGCUGCCCCACCGCCUACACCUUCCUGCCUCGGAGUUGGUGGCCCGUGCGCAGGGGAUAGAGAAGGCAGUGGGCCAGAGCCCCUCGAGGCUGGCAGAGGGGGUUCUGUACCCCACUCCACCUGGCAAACACCCGCUCAUCACCACCUCCUCCAUGAAGCCUUCCCACCCCUUCCAAGCCCCUGCCAUGAGGCAUCAUCUCUCCCAGACCCCACCACCACUGCAGGAUUCCCUCCGGGUGGACCCGCGGCUGACUCAGGCCUGGUACAAUGUGGUCACUCGGGCAGAGUUUGAUGUCCUGAACCAGCUCUGCCAGGGAAGGGCAGGAGGACUCCUGAAGGAGGAGGCAGAGGAGGGCCCACGCAGCUGGCGUCUGGGGGUGACGGUUGAACGGUUGAAUGGAGGAACCACAGUGGGCGCGGGGGUCGGCCCCGGGGCGGUGUUGCCCCUGCCCGUGCUGCUCUUCGGCGCCCCCGCGCUGCUGGGCCUGGCGCUGGCCCUGGCCCUGGCUCUGGUGGGCCUGGUGAGCUGGAGGCGGCGACGGAGGCGUCUGGGGGCAACCUCCCCGGAGACCCCAGACGGAGACAAAGACGCCCCUGAUCCCCCGGAGAAUGUCAUCAUCCUCGCUCCGGGAACCCUUGAAGCCACAGCUCCCGUCUGGCCUCUGCCCAGAGAAGACCCAGGCACCACUUCACCUGGCCACAGCGUCCCUGUGCCAGCCACAGAGCUGGGCUCCACUGAGCUGGUGACCACCAAGACGGCCGGGCCUGAGCAGCAGUAG